AUGUUUACAACUGUGUUUGUAGGCGACUUGAAUAGAAAUGUUCUCAAACGAGAUUUGGAGUUAGUCUUUAAAAAAUAUGGCAAGAUUAAUAGUAUCAUCAUAAAAGACCGCUACGCGUUCAUUGACUAUAAUUAUCAUCGUGAUGCCUUAAAGGCAGUUGACGAACUUAAUGGAAGCGAAAUAAUGGGAGUACGAAUUAGAGUGGAGAUGGCGAAAGGUGUUCUAAGAGAGUUUCGUAGAUCAAGUUCUCAUCGGGAACGAUCUCAUUCCAGACGUUCGAGAGGUAUCAGAAGUGAUUUCAGAGUCUGGGUUCACAAUGUAUCUCACAGAGUGACUUGCGAGAACCUAAAAGAAUAUAUGGACACUGCUGGUAAAGUUGUUUACAUACAUAUAUGCAAAGAUGGAGAUGCACUUGUGGAAUUCGAUUCUUUGUCAGAUAUGUUUAAUGCUGUUCAUAAAUUAGAUGAUACAAAAUUAAAGCAUCGUAACAUACGACUAAGUGUGGAUUGCAGUUAUAGAAGAUCUACAAGUGAUGAUAUGUAA
Messenger RNA from Aethina tumida (small hive beetle), 543 nucleotides. RefSeq names its product serine-arginine protein 55-like. Gene Ontology annotation, cellular component: cytoplasm; nucleus; ribonucleoprotein complex. The coding region runs from base 1 to 543 and encodes 180 amino acids. Gene Ontology annotation, molecular function: mRNA binding. The record is from RefSeq and is a predicted model, not a curated record. The transcript has a single exon. NCBI's taxonomy places the organism in Eukaryota, Metazoa, Arthropoda, Insecta, Coleoptera, Nitidulidae.